AUGACCACCUCUUUCAAGGAUCGGAACCUCAUUGCCGUCAUUGGAGAUGAGGAUUCUAUAACUGGCUUGCUGCUAGCCGGUAUUGGCCAGAUAAACGAGAACCAGAAGAAGAAUUUCCUGGUGGUUGACUCCAAGACACAAGUCGCGACGAUUGAAGGCGCAUUCCAAGAGUUCACGGAGCGGAAGGACAUCGCCAUUCUGCUAAUUAACCAGCAUAUUGCCGAAAGGAUUCGACCAACGGUUGAUAAAUACCAGCAAGCUUUCCCAGCAUUGCUCGAGAUUCCUUCGAAGGAUCAUCCAUAUGAUCCAUCAAAAGACUCGAUACUCAAGCGGGUGCAGAAGCUGUUCGGCGAGUAG
Molecule: messenger RNA, 357 nt
Organism: Cyclocybe aegerita
Lineage: Eukaryota; Fungi; Basidiomycota; Agaricomycetes; Agaricales; Hemipholiotaceae
Source: the annotation of a GenBank genome assembly